Messenger RNA from Homarus americanus (American lobster), 3426 nucleotides. RefSeq names its product transmembrane protein 104-like. The transcript is spliced from 13 exons. Lineage: Eukaryota; Metazoa; Arthropoda; Malacostraca; Decapoda; Nephropidae. Bases 305 to 1852 code for a protein of 515 amino acids. The record is from RefSeq and is a predicted model, not a curated record.
GAUCUAUCACUAACACUAUACAGUUACACAGUGUCCAAUUAAUCAGAAGGGGGAAUAAUUAGUCAAGUUAAUUAUCAAUAAUUUGUUUAUGAGUUUUUUUUAGUUGGUUUAUAGACUUGUAUCGGUUUAAUUGUGUUUAUUGUGGUGUUAAAUAUAAAGUUGAGAAAUCUAUUUAUCUAACUGCUGCUUCCUUAGUCAGAGGAGGACAGAAGAGAUCAGGAAUUUUGCUGAGGUUUAUAUUCGUCAUUCUCUCUGUCCUCGAUGGGUGCUUGACAGUUUAUUAGUUGUAUAAUCCAUUAGUAAGAUGCCGAACUCUGUAGGAUUACACCCGGGAGAGCAGUAUUCCCCUGCGACCGGGUUGAUCUAUGUGUUCAACCUAAUUGUUGGCAUGGGAUGCCUAACCCUGCCGGCAGCUUUUGCUGCUGCAGGAUGGGGCCUCUCUGCUGGGGGCAUCCUGCUCCUUGCCAUAGUUAGCUACAUGACGACAACGUGGGUGGUGGAGAGCAUGGCCUGCGCCAACGCUAUCAACCAUUGGCGCCGGAUGAAACAGCUCAAGAAGUUUUAUCACACAGUUCAGCGUGGGCAGGUUGCAGAUGAGUUGGUGAGUCGUACCUUAGAAAAUGCUGAAGCCGAUCAACGAUGCACGGAUACAUCGGAAGACCAGGAUGAAAACGAGGAAGAGUCGCCGCUGAUAACUGAGGGAGUGAUAGAGAGAACAGUGGGGGAAUACUAUGCCAUACAGGAGCAGAUUGAAAUGGGGCAGAUGGCAGAAUUAUUUUAUCCUAAAGUGUGGGAUAAAGUGUUUUAUAUUGUGCUCUGUAUAUACCUCUAUGGAGACCUGGCUAUAUACGAGGCUGCCGUGGCUAAGUCUCUCAGAGAUAGUAUUUGUAAUUAUGUACCAGCGAACUGCUCAAGUGAACCUGUAGAUUUAGAUAAAUGCUUCCAAGAUUCAGAUCUGACAAGAUUAGAAAUGUAUAGAUUAUGCACAGCUGCAUUCAUUGGUGUAAUGGGCCCUUUUGUGUUCUUCAAUCUUACUAAAACAAAAUAUAUGCAGAUGUUGACUACAUUUACCAGAUGGCUCGCAAUGGGGAUAAUGAUCACGUGGGCCAUCGUGUAUUUGGCCGAGAAUAAGGGCCAUGGUCAUCCCCCCUCUGCUGAUAUCACCAAAUUACCACAACUGUUCGGAGUUUGUGUGUACAGUUUCAUGUGUCAUCACUCCUUACCUGCUCUUAUAACUCCUGUUACUGAAAAGAGGUCAAUUGUAAAGUUACUUGCAGCCGACUACAUGCUUAUCCUGAUGUUCUACUACCUCUUGGCCUUCACUGGAAUCUUUGCCUUUGAGCAUCUGAAUGACCUCUACACACUCAACUUUCAGCCAGACAGAUGCAAGACCGACGACACCUCCGUCAUAAUUUACUCUCUUCGGUUAUUUUUAUUGAUGUUUCCUGUCUUCACUUUGAGCACCAAUUUUCCAAUCAUUGCCAUCACAUUACGUAAUAACUUAAAGGGGCUGUGUCUGCGUGAAGGUCGCCGCUAUUCUUUCUUCACUACACGCUGCCUUUUCCCCCUAUUAGCCAUUAUUCCUCCAACUCUAGUGGGUUUUAUUACAUCUGAUGUGGAGAUCUUAGUCGGCAUCACUGGUGCCUAUGCAGGAUCAUUUAUACAGUAUGUUGUACCGGCCACUCUAGUCUACUAUGCCCGUAAGAUGACUCUACAGUAUAUCGGCAUGGGGGUGAAGAACCCAUUUUCUGCACCACUCCAGCACUCUGCUUGGCUCGUCAUCAUCUGUGUAUGGGCUGCACUGUGUCAAGUAUUCGUCACAAUUUACCUGAUUGAAGAGUAUAAUAAAUAGUAGUAGUUAGUUUUUAAAAGGACAACAAUACUCUUCACAUAAUAGAUUUUUAUAAUUAUAUUUUAUACAUAUGUAUUAGGUGGAUAAAGUAUUAAUGAUAAGUCAUAAGUCAGAAAAGAAGGUUGCUGAGAUGUUCAUGUAUCCAAUGAUCUGUAUUAUAAAUAUAUGCUGUGAUCAUAUGAUUUUGCCAUUGGACAUGAUACUACCUGCUGAUUUUACCAAUAAUGAGUGAUAUUAUUAGGACUCUAAGAGAGGUACAUUUCUUCCAGCUGCAAGAGCACAUACACAAGGAAUAUUUAUCUGAUGGCGUAGGACUAUACUGUAUAUGAAAUUAGUAACGUAUUUUGUGUCAUACUACUGUACUUCCAAGUACAACUGUUUACUGUAUGUCCAUCUUUGUGUGUGGGUGUACACUACAGGUAUAUUUCACUUAACAUAUACAAAUUCCAAAAUCAUAUUAUGGUAAGUAAAACAUGUCCUCCUAUACCUGUACUCUCCCAUAUUGUUAAUUGAGAUAUUUACCAGGGAAAACUUUUUGGGCCCCAAUAAAUUAGUAUAUAUAUUUAUACUGUAAUAUAAAUACACUAGUGUUAACCAGUGAUGAAUGCACAAAUCUACUAGCCUCUUAUUUUGUUUAACUAAAUUAGCAGCAAAUCAUUGAAUUUAUUGCGGGAUUACAUUACCUAAGUUGUGAACUAUAUUUUAAUGACAGUACAGUACAUUAAGUGAAGCUAUGUUAAGUGAGCAAUACCUGUAUGUGUAUUAAAUAAUGACAGAAUUGGCAAACAUCACAAAUCUUUAGAAUAUUUUACUUUAUUUUUAUGUGUACCCUGUAACUCAAAAUGUUACUGAACACGAGAUACAAGGGAAUUCUAAAAAUGCACGGGUAACUUUUAGUUCUCUGGCUGGUCUUGAGGUGUUUAAGGUUGCAUUCCAGCUAUAGAUUUUCAAUAGAAGUGAGAGUAUUUACAUUUCAUCUUUAGUGCCCUGGCAUGGCUGUAGCUUCUUUUAAGAGGGAACCUCCAACUUCAUAUCCCUCUUAAAACCCCUGUACAUAAAGAGUAAAUUUUACAUUUAAUAUCAUAGGAAAUAUCUAACUUGAUUCGUGGAAAUUAAACUAAACCAAAACUGAACUUGGUCUGGUUAGGAUAAUUUAAAGUUAAUAUUACAUUUCAUAACUACAGGGGGACCCAUUUAUUAGUUUAAUUAAUGAGUAAUGAAUUUAUGUAACGGUAAUUAUGUUUCUGUAGCCUCACUAAGUUUCAUUAAGAUAUCACUUUCCACAACUUAGUACAGGUACAUUGAGAAUGAAAGAAAAACACACAAAAUUGUUUUUAAGAAAUUACAAUACAGGUUGGGAGUAAUUAGGGUUCCAAAUAUUCCUAGAGUCAUUAUAUGUACGGUAAUGACCAUAAUUGCAAGUUUUACACCCCAUAUCCUAAAUCAGGGCUUUGAGGUCUUCCUAUAUUGGCUUUGGGGGUGAAAAUGCCUUUUCCCUUUGAUUAGAAAUUAAUGUUUAUAAUAGAAAAAAAAAAUUGCCGUUGAAAUAUUAUUGGUGAAAAGUACUUAAAUUU